CGUAUCUAGUUACUACAAAUCUUAAGAACUAAUUUUGAUGCUUCACUUAUGUUCAUUUGAUAGUAGAUAAUUGUUAUAAUAAAUAGACACAUAUGUAUUUAUACGGAAUAAUUUAAAGUAUUUAACAUAUUAAAAUAUUCAUCUUUUUCUUUCUUUUGUAAAAAAAUAUUUAAUCUCUUUUUAAAACUUUUUUAAACAUAUUCUGCAUGAUUUAUAACAUGGGAUUUCCUUAAAUACAAGUAGCAUUUAAUAGCAGCGUUUUUAUUGUGCUAAGGUUAUGGUAAGCGGUUUGAGUACAAUUUUAUUUAUUUUUAAUAUGUUGUUACAAGAUCCAAAAACAAACUAAAAUAACAAUAUUUUUCAGGAAUCAUUUAUACAUUAUUGAUGUACAAUAACAUUUAUAAAAUUAUUUAUUGGCAGUUAAUAUAUAAAAUUCUGAGUUCUACAAGGAAUAUUUCUUAUUUGUUCCAUAUUUCAGUGAUAGAUACCUACAAAACAGUAGUAGGAGUCUUUUCAGAGAAAAAAUACUGUUUUUAUUGUUUUACUUUUAGAAACGCAAAAAGAAAAAAUAUUUUGUAGUUGGUUUACAGCAAUUAAAUCGUAAAUCGAUUUGCCAUGUUUAUGUUAUAAGGUUAUAUUGACAUCAGUAUAAAGGAUGGAACAGGAUUGGAAGGCGAAAAUCGAUCAGGCUUGUCGAACAGCCGAAGAAUUUACAAAACUUUAUUAUGAAAGUGUAGAUAAACGCAGAUAUCUUAUAUCAAGGUUAUAUUUGGAUACUGCGACUUUAAUAUGGAAUGGGAAUGGUAUUGAAGGCAAAGAUAAUAUACAGAAAUUUUGGACAGAUUUGCUACCUUCAGAUCAUUCUAUUCUUACUUUAGAUGCUCAACCAAUAAUGGGUCCUGAGAUGGCAGAUCAAUUAACAUUUCUUGUAAAAGUUGGAGGGCAAGUAAAAUAUGACGAUAAAACAUCGAAACCAUUUAACCAAAGCUUCUUAAUUGCAGCUAUGGGAGAUAAGUGGAAAAUUGUAUGCGAUUGUUUCCGAAUACAAGAAGCAAUAGAAAAUGUAAAUUGAAAUAUAAAAUAAGUUAAUUUA
Messenger RNA from Bombus pascuorum, 1093 nucleotides. RefSeq names its product NTF2-related export protein (gene Nxt1). The transcript is spliced from 4 exons. Gene Ontology annotation, biological process: protein import into nucleus. NCBI's taxonomy places the organism in Eukaryota, Metazoa, Arthropoda, Insecta, Hymenoptera, Apidae. The coding region runs from base 656 to 1072 and encodes 138 amino acids. Gene Ontology annotation, cellular component: nuclear pore central transport channel. The record is from RefSeq and is a predicted model, not a curated record.